This is a messenger RNA of Nicotiana attenuata, 984 nucleotides long. RefSeq lists its product as uncharacterized. Lineage: Eukaryota; Viridiplantae; Streptophyta; Magnoliopsida; Solanales; Solanaceae. The record is from RefSeq and is a predicted model, not a curated record. The transcript has 3 exons. Bases 1 to 984 code for a protein of 327 amino acids.
AUGGGCUUGGAUCCUACGAAUCAAUGCAAAGCCAAAAAUGCAGCUGAUGGAUCCUUUAUGGACAAAACAUUUGCAAGGGUCACACAAAUCCUUUACAAGAUGGCAGAACAUAACCAAGCUUGGCACUCGGAAGACACCACGGGUGGAAUUGCAUAUGGUACUCCUUCCUUGACCAACAUGCUUAAGGAGAACCAAGAAAGAGAUCAAGUUAUUGCCGGGCUUGCCACCAAUAUCAAUGCGUUGACGAAGAUGUUCAUUGAAAGCCAAACAAAAAAGGUGAAUGUGGUGGAAGAUGUUCAACCCAUGUCAAAUGAGGAUUACGAGGAAGCAAAUUAUGUCAACAACUCUCAAGGAGGUUAUCAAAGGCAACCCUACAAAGUUAGAGAUGCAAAUGAGAGAUCUCUCAAGAGAGCAAAAUCCAAAGCAAAAGGCACACUCCCUAGCGACACAGUUGCAAACACAAAAGGUAGUGGAACGGGCCCAACUUCUCAUUGUAUGGCAAUCACAACUCGAAGUGGGAAACUACUUCAAGUAGAGAAUGAACAAGUGGUUGAAGUGGAAGAUUCCGAACAAGAAGUCGAGGCACAAGUUGAGGUGCCAAUUGUUGUUGAAGUUGAAAGACUCCUGAAGAAGAUUAAGGAAAAGGUAAUAGAGGCACCAAAAACUCUAGCAACAAUUCCUACACCUCCGCCUCCUUUCCCUCAAAGACUUGCAAGAAGGGUUGAUGAUAGAAAACUCGAAAAGUUCUAUGACAUUCUCAAGCAAUUAUCGGUAAACAUUCCAUUUGUGGAAGCAUUUCAAGAGAUGCCGGGUUUUGCUAAGUACUUGAAGGAAUCAAUCACAAAAAAGAUAACCACCAAGAAUGAAGUGCUGAAUGUGAAUCACUGGGUUAGUUCCAUCAUUGCAACAACCACGGUCCAAAAGAAAGAGGACCCGGGAGCUUUCAUCAUUCCAUGCACUAUUGGGUUGCACAAUUUUGCAUGA